AUGCUUAUAGUGCCUGCGAUACUCAAACCGACGAGGUUUCGCAAGAUACACCGAUACGUGUUGCUACUAGCCGUGCUGACGACGGUGUACGUGCUGUGGCCGGUGCAGCAGAUCGAGCGGUUGUCAGACAACCUGAGUGUGAAGCAGAAGAACGACUAUAUCGAUUCGAUCUUGAACCCAGACUCGGAGGCGUUGUACAACCCGGACUCGGGCCCGCUCAAGGCGGAAUUCAAUCCGGACGCAGACAGCUUGGACUUCCCGACGGUGAUCAACCGGGCAAACCUGAACAAGGCGCUCAACAAGAUGAACAUGAAGCCGCUGGAGGACGGCCAGCAGGAGAUAAUGGCCGAGAAGAUUAGCGUGCUGUCGGACGUGGUCACGAAAAGAGACUUCACGCCGUUGGAGUCGCUCGAUGCGUUUGUCGGCAACCUCGACACAGACAAAGCGACCGACUACUACAGCGACUUGACCUGCGACGCGAUUGCGUACAAGCCGGCCAGCAAGGAGCGGAUCAUCGAGUAUACAGAGCCGAUUCCGCUUGAGGACGACAUGGUUGAGAUCCGCAGAUGGCUCCUGAAUUCCCACUACGCCGAGGUACUCAAAGCGGUUCACCCCGCCGACGACGAGGGGAUGCUGGUGUCCGACAUGUCCCACUGGUACAAGAAAUCGGGCUCUUCCGUGUGGCUUCCAGACGAGCAGCUGCACCUGGUGGCGUCGACGGUUCUCUAUGCGCCGCACGGAAAGGCGGAGCCGCUGGCGUCGUUCAUUCGGCUCCAGUUGUUUGACACCGAGUGGAAGGAGGUCAAAGGCCGCAGAGUCCGCUAUUCGGAGCUCUCCGAGUCAGAGGUCGACGACGUUUUGAGAGAGUACUCCAGGAGCAAGGAGGACCGCCACUUGGACAGAAUAUCGUUCCGGUUCCCCUCGAUCUUGAGUAUCCCCAUUGACGUCAAGCCCGGCAAGGGCACCCUUGGUCCCGAGAGCCCACGCGUGCUCUACAAGGACGGCGAGUACCACUCCGAGCCGGUUAUCAUCUUCAACAUGCUUUCCGGCGAUAAGACGAACAUGUUCUCCGUCUUUCCCUUCAGACCACCCCAGGGGCCAAACCUUCUGCACCCGGUUGUGAAGUUCAAGAACUUCGGUAGCAACACACUCAAGACCCUCAAGUCCGACAAAAACUGGAUCCCCUUCUUUGACGGCCUCAAGAUCGGCGACUCAAAGACAUCCAAGGGCAGCAUGUAUUUUGCCUACACACUCUAUCCGUUGGUCAUCUUCAAGUGCUCUUUGGACACCGGGAAGUGCUCCAAGGUGCAGGACAACAUGGGCUUCUCCAAGCAUGCGGGGGAAAGUCUUGCCAACCUCCGUGGCGGCACGUCCUUUGCCCCGGUCCCAAGACAGAUAAUCCAGACAUUGAACGACGGAGACUAUCAAAAACGGCUUCAGAUGUGGGUCGGGUUUCCGAAGUUCCUAAUCAAGGCUGGCCGUUGCGGCGACAUCCAGAGACCGACACUGACCCUCCUCAUCAAGGAGGACGGUGUUUUCCGCUUGGAACUUAUGACGGGGCCGCUCGAGUUCGGCUUGGCGCCGGCAAGAGAGUGCUCCCCCUCCGGCGAGCCGUCCAUCAUCUCCGCCCACGGCAUCUCCUUCUGGGACGUCGCCGCCACAGGCGUGCAGGAAAGCGAUGGCACCAUCCCUUACUAUAACGACUACAUGGGUCUCAUUGUCGGCGAGUCCGACGCCAAGAUCGAGCUUGUGGUUCUGAAAAACGUCCUCAACUACGCCAUGGGCGUCUACUCCCACGGCAAGUACAUGUUUGGCGAGUACGAUCUCGAGGGCGGCGUCGCUCCAAGAACAGAGAAGGUUUGCGAGUGUGUACUGGCCAGCAGUAUGACCUACGCUUUUUCUCUUGAGGACAAAAGCAGCAGGGUCCUCGACAAGAGCAUCGAGAACUGA
Molecule: messenger RNA, 1950 nt
Organism: Pichia membranifaciens NRRL Y-2026
Lineage: Eukaryota; Fungi; Ascomycota; Pichiomycetes; Pichiales; Pichiaceae
Exons: 1
Coding region: 1-1950 (649 amino acids)
Molecular function (GO): mannosyltransferase activity
Source: RefSeq, a predicted model, not a curated record